Messenger RNA from Auxenochlorella protothecoides, 1155 nucleotides. Its product is annotated as Cytochrome b. Lineage: Eukaryota; Viridiplantae; Chlorophyta; Trebouxiophyceae; Chlorellales; Chlorellaceae. The transcript has a single exon. Gene Ontology annotation, cellular component: membrane. Bases 1 to 1155 code for a protein of 384 amino acids. The record is from RefSeq and is a predicted model, not a curated record. Gene Ontology annotation, molecular function: quinol-cytochrome-c reductase activity. Gene Ontology annotation, biological process: mitochondrial electron transport, ubiquinol to cytochrome c.
AUGAAAAGACUAUCAAUUAUAAAACAACCAAUAUUAUCAAUAUUAAAUGAUCAUAUUGUAGAUUAUCCAUCACCAAGUAACCUUAAUUAUUUUUGGAGUUUUGGUAGUAUUGCAGGAAUUUGUUUAGUAGUUCAAAUAGCUACUGGGAUUUUUUUAGCAAUGCACUAUACACCACACGUUGACUUGGCAUUUAUGAGCGUAGAACAUAUUAUGAGAGACGUUGAAGGUGGAUGGUUACUUAGAUAUAUGCAUGCAAAUGGAGCAAGUAUGUUUUUCAUUGUAGUAUAUAUCCAUAUGUUUCGUGGUUUAUAUUAUGGAAGCUAUACAAGUCCUCGUGAAUUAUUAUGGAUUGUAGGUGUUGCCAUUUUAUUAUUAAUGAUUAUUACAGCUUUUAUCGGUUAUGUAUUGCCAUGGGGUCAAAUGAGCUUUUGGGGUGCUACUGUAAUUACAAGUUUAGCUAGUGCUAUUCCCGUAGUUGGAAAUUCUAUAGUAACUUGGCUUUGGGGAGGAUUCUCUGUAGAUAAUGCAACUCUAAAUAGAUUCUUUAGUUUACAUUAUUUAUUACCAUUUGUUAUUGCAGGAUUAACAAUUGUACAUCUUGCAGCAUUACACCAAUAUGGAUCAAAUAAUCCUUUAGGUACAAAUUCAGCUGUAGACAAGCUUGGAUUAUAUCCUUAUUUUUACGUAAAAGACUUAGUUGCUUGGGUAGCUUUUGCUUUAUUUUUUUCUGUGUUUGUUUAUUUUUUCCCUAAUUUAUUAGGACAUCCAGAUAAUUAUAUCCCUGCAAAUCCUAUGAGUACUCCUGCACACAUUGUGCCUGAAUGGUAUUUCUUAUGGGUAUAUGCUAUUCUUCGUAGUAUUCCAAACAAAUUAGCUGGUGUUGCAGCCAUUGCUCUAGUAUUUGUUUCUUUAUUUUCAUUACCUUUCUUAAAUACGUCACCUAUACGUAGUAACAAUUUCAGACCAAUACAUAGAAAAUUAUUCUGGUGUAUUUUAGCUGAUUGUUUCUUAUUAAGUUGGAUAGGUCAAAAACCUGUUGAAGAUCCUUAUAUUAUUAUUGGACAACUUGCUUCAGUAUUUUUCUUUUUUUAUUUUUUAGUAGCUGUACCGUUAACAGGAAAAAUUGAACACUAUUUAAUUAAAUAUAAGUCUUAA